Messenger RNA from Torulaspora delbrueckii, 543 nucleotides. RefSeq names its product Aim41p (gene AIM41). The coding region runs from base 1 to 543 and encodes 180 amino acids. Gene Ontology annotation, molecular function: carbon-nitrogen ligase activity, with glutamine as amido-N-donor. Lineage: Eukaryota; Fungi; Ascomycota; Saccharomycetes; Saccharomycetales; Saccharomycetaceae. The transcript has a single exon. Gene Ontology annotation, cellular component: mitochondrion. The record is from RefSeq and is a predicted model, not a curated record.
AUGUUAAGAGCCACUAGAUUGUUGACUCCGCAAUUGCGUGUCUUUGUCAGAUAUGAGAGUAGUAGCACUUACAACGCGGCAGUAGCAUCAUUGAAGAAAGAUCUUAAGCAGGCUAUGAUUGCUAAAGAUGAUCUAAAGAAAACCACAAUCAGAGGUCUACUGUCUACCAUCAAGAAUAAGGAAAUUGAUAGUAAGGAUAAAGAUCUGGAUGAGUUUGUGCUCUCCGAAGUCUAUUCCAAGCUGAUCAACCAACGGAAGGACUCGAUAAAUGACUUCCUUCAAAACGGUAGAGAGGAUCUAGUCGCCAAGGAAAAACAGGAACUGGAGAUUAUCCAAAAUUAUCUGCAAGGUUUGCCAGUAGCUUCCAAAGAGGAGAUAGAUUCGAAGGUCGGAAAACUCUUGAACGAACUUAGAGAGAAAGAUCCUAAUUUGCAAUUGAAGCAAGUCUUCAGUAAAAUUGAUUGGAAAACCAUUCCAUUAGAAUGGAAAGCCUCAUCUAAUAUGAUCAAGAGUAGCAUUGUAAAUUUCAUGAAGAGCUCUUAA